AUGGCUGGAGAAAAUGAGAUGUUUGCAUCUGAAUUUAUUCUCCCAGGUUUCACCACCCAAGCAGAUCUGCAGGUGAUGUUUUUUGUCUUGUUCCUUGCCCUCUACGUGGUCAGUCUCCUAGGAAAUCUGGGAGCCAUUGUGUUGAACCUGAUCGAUCCGCGCCUCUGCAUGCCCAUGUUCUUCUUCCUGAGCCACGUGUCCCUGCUGGAUGUCUGCUGCUCCUUCACCAUCAUCCCCCAGCUAUGGGAUGUUUUGGUGGAGAAGGUGAUUUCCUUUGUGAGAUACGUCACCCAGCUCUUCUCCUUCGCCACCUGGGCCACCACGGAGUGCCACGUGCUGGCCGCCAUGGCCUACGACCGCUACGUGGCCACCUGCAGGCCCCUGCUCCACUCUGUGCCCAUGUCCCAGAGGAUUUGCACGGGGAUGUUGGCUGGAGGGCUCAGCUCUACUCUCCACACCAUUUCCAUGUUCCAUGUCCUGUUCUGUCCCUCCUGGGCCAUCAAGCUCUUUGUUUGUGACAGGCCCCCGCUGCUGGCCCUGUCCUGCUCUGACACCCGUGCCAGCGAGGCUGUGGUGGCUGCCAUGGUGGGGUUCCACGUGCUGAGCACCACGGCUCAUCCAGCUAUCCUGGUGUCCUCUCUGUCCAUCCAGGCUGUUGUCCUGUGGAUCCGCUCAGCCCGGCAGCACGAGGCCUCGUCUGCCUGUGCCAUGGCAUCCCAGCCGGCCUCCAUCGCUCUGUGCCAUGGCAGCUCCACCCUCACGGACCUGCACCUCUCCAGCCGCUCCCUGGAGCAGGACAGGCUCAUCUCCCUGGAGUAUUCCAUCACUGUCCUCAGGCUGAGCCCGUUCCUCUAUGGCCUCAGCAAUGCGGACUUGAGGAACGCCGUGAGGAAAGCAAAAAAUUGGAUCCUUGCUGCCUGGUCCAUCCAUGGAUCCUGGUCAGCUGAAAGGAGAGGACAACCCCGUGGCGGUGAGGGGUGUUUGAUUUUGGACCCUCAGGAAGAGAGGUUGGAUAUCAGACCCUCAGGAUCCCAGGGUUGUAGUCCAGACUCAUCUUCCAAGCCAUUGGUGCCAUGGUGUCCCUGCAGCAGCACUGCAGGGAAGGGAGGAGACAUCUCCUGGCAUUGUGUGGAGCGCAGGAACCGAGGGGGAACAUGGCAGAGCAGAGCCGGGGUGGGAGAUGAGGCACCACCCUCGGGGACACUCCCUGUGCUGCAGGACAGGAGCUGCGGAGAUUCCAACCCUUCAGGGAGCUGCCCUGCCCUCCCUUGA
This is a messenger RNA of Agelaius phoeniceus (red-winged blackbird), 1272 nucleotides long. RefSeq names its product olfactory receptor 8U3-like. The record is from RefSeq and is a predicted model, not a curated record. NCBI's taxonomy places the organism in Eukaryota, Metazoa, Chordata, Aves, Passeriformes, Icteridae. Gene Ontology annotation, biological process: G protein-coupled receptor signaling pathway. Gene Ontology annotation, cellular component: membrane. Gene Ontology annotation, molecular function: olfactory receptor activity.